AUGGGGAUUGAGGUGGAUAGAGCAAAGGUUGACACUAUAGCCAAAUUACCACCUCCAACAAAUGUAAAAGGGGUGAGAAUCUUUCUAGGCCAUGUGGGAUUUUAUCGACGUUUCAUUAAAGACUUUUCAAAGAUCACAAGGCCCUUGACUCAACUUCUUUUGAAGGAUGCCCCAUUUGAAUUUUCUAAAGAAAGUCUUGAUGCAUUUCACUUGUUGAAGGAAAAGUUAACUAUUACACCUAUUAUGAUAGCCCCAAAUUGGAGUCUACCUUUUGAGCUAAUGUGUGAUUCUAGUGACUAUGCGGUGGGAGCUGUUUUGGGACAAAGAAUUGACAAGCUUUUUCAGCCGAUCUACUAUGCAAGCAAGACCUUGAACCCAACACAAGAGAACUACAAUACUACCGAGAAGGAGCUAUUAGCAGUGGUUUACGCAUUCGAUAAAUUACGUCCAUAUUUGGUUUUGUCAAAAACAAUAGUUUUUACCGACCAUUCUGCCCUUAAAGAUAAAAAUGGGAUGGAAAACGUGGCUGUUGAUCAUUUAUCGAGAUUGGAGAACCCGGACUUGGAGGAGUUAGAAGAAAACAAGAUUGGAGAUGAAUUUCCCGAAGAAUAUCUAUUGGUUAUAGCAGGAGAGAUACCAUGCUUUGUUGAUGGUAAGAUAAGAAGAUGUGUAUUCGGGAAGGAAAGUCGGGAAAUAUUGAAGCAUUGUCAUAGCGGGCCCACUAGAGGACAUCAUGGAGCGCAAUAUACGACUAAAAAGGUUUUUGAUACGGGUUUUUACUGGCCUACUAUUUUUAAGGAUGCUACUAAAUUUGUCAAGGAAUGCGAUUCAUGUCAAAGGUCGGGAAACAUUUCAUCACGAAACGAGAUGCCCAAAAAUAGCAUUCAAGUUUGUGAGAUAUUUGAUAUUUGGGGGAUUGACUUCAUGGGACCUUUCCCAAUGUCAAAGGGUAAUAAAUACAUAUCGGUGGCUAUCGAUUAUGUAUCCAAGUGGGAAGAAGCACAAGCAUUACCCACGAACGAUGCUCGAGUGGUGGUACGUUUCCUUAAAAAGUUAUUUUCAAGGUUGGUUUAUGGGAAGAUUUGUCACUUUCCAGUUGAAAUAGAGCAUAAAGCAUUUUGGGCUUUGAAGAUAUGUAAUUUUGAGCUAGCUGAACUUCGUACAAACCGGUUAAUGCAAAUGAAUGCCCUUGAAGAACUUAGAAACGAAGCAUAUACAUUGAUUUAUAAAGACAAGACUAAGAAAUGGCAUGAUAUGAGGCUUAAGAGUAAUAAAGACUUUCAUGAGGGACAAAAGGUGCUACUUUUCAAUUCAAGGUUGAAACUUUUUCCAGGUAAAUUACAAACAAGGUGGGACGGGCCAUUUGUUGUCAAACAAUUUUUCCCACAUGGAGCUAUUGAGCUUAUAUCAAGAGACGAAACCCCUUUCAAAGUUAAUGGGCAUCGAGUGAAGCAUUACGAAGAAGGAAUGCCAAGUGAAGAAAGAGAGGGUGGAAUCAUCAAAUUCACACGAGCUGAGACAACGUAA
Molecule: messenger RNA, 1527 nt
Organism: Lactuca sativa (garden lettuce)
Lineage: Eukaryota; Viridiplantae; Streptophyta; Magnoliopsida; Asterales; Asteraceae
Source: RefSeq, a predicted model, not a curated record